AUGUCAAAUCUUGCAUACUUGCAUCUUCAAAAUGAUGGAUUUACUGGAGUCCUCCCUGUUGCUUUGCUUAACCUUCCUCUUCUGAAGGUCAUGGACAUUAGUGGAAAUUAUUUGUCAGGCGUUAUUCCAGAUUAUUUUCCUCUGUUUCCAAAUCUGGUCAUGCUUCUCUUGGCAAGAAACCGAUUUCAUGGGAUUAUUCCAGUAUCUUUAUGCCAGAUGCAAAAGCUUCAUAUUUUGGACAUGUCUGCAAAUUUACUCUCUGGGGUUUUACCUUCUUGCCUUAGUAACAUAACCGGGUGGAAAAAGGAAUCUGUAGUUCUACUUCCAGCCUUUAUGUGGUUAUCUCCGUCAUAUACUAACUACAGGGUCAAAGUUCCUUUAACAACCAAGGGCAAUGCACUCUCUUACGAAGGCAUUCCUCUUUCUCAAAUGACCACACUUGAUCUAUCUAUGAACCGUUUUACCCGUAAAAUUCCAUCGCAACUAGGAGAACUCGUAGCCCUCCAUUCAUUAAACCUCUCCUACAACAUCCUAUCUGGUCAUAUUCCAGAAUCUUUCAUGAACUUAAAGAAACUGGAGAGUUUGGAUCUUUCUUAUAACCAUCUGAUAGGAAAAAUCCCUCAUCAGAUGGCUCAACUUGAUUCCCUUUCAACUUUAAAUUUGGCUUUCAAUCAUCUAUCUGGAAGAAUCCCGUUCGAGAACAAAUUUGUCACCUUUGCAGCAUCUAGUUACAGAGGUAACAAGGAACUCUGUGGACCACCAUUGGAAAAUGAUUGUGUUUUCUCCAGGCCGCCUCAGCAGCAUGAAGAAGAAGAGGAGCAAGGAAUUGGUGAGAGUGACUUGUUUUUCUUCUCAUGCAUUGCUGUUGCUUAUGUUGUGGGAUUUUGGAGUGUCAUUGCUCCUCUUAUUCUUAGUAGGAAUUGGCGCACGACAUAUUAUGCUAAGGUUGAUAGCCGCAUUGAACUGUGCAGGGAGAAACUUCAUCUUUCCUAA
Lycium barbarum (goji berry) is the source of this 993-nucleotide messenger RNA. Its product is annotated as receptor-like protein 56. The coding region runs from base 1 to 993 and encodes 330 amino acids. The record is from RefSeq and is a predicted model, not a curated record. Gene Ontology annotation, molecular function: protein binding. The transcript has a single exon. NCBI's taxonomy places the organism in Eukaryota, Viridiplantae, Streptophyta, Magnoliopsida, Solanales, Solanaceae.